This is a messenger RNA of Morus notabilis, 787 nucleotides long. RefSeq names its product cold-regulated 413 plasma membrane protein 4. The record is from RefSeq and is a predicted model, not a curated record. NCBI's taxonomy places the organism in Eukaryota, Viridiplantae, Streptophyta, Magnoliopsida, Rosales, Moraceae. Bases 180 to 695 code for a protein of 171 amino acids. The transcript is spliced from 4 exons. Gene Ontology annotation, cellular component: membrane.
GCAAGUCAAUGAAGGUCUAGCGAAAAAUUGUAUACUACAGAAUCAAAAGAGAAAAGAAAAAAAGAAAAAAGAAAAGAAGAAGAAAAAGCAUAUUUAAUAUCUUGAGUCUUGACGAAGAAAAUGAUGGGGAAAUUAGGUGAAGCAGAGAAAUAAAUUAGGGAUUGGGAAUUUGAAAGAAAAUGGGGUUCACUGAUUUUGUGUCCGAAAACAUUGGAUUUGCAGAAGCAGUAGUAUUCAGCGCCGCCCCCAAGUCUGGCGCCCGCUUCCAAUGGGGCGGAACCUUCUUUGCCUUAUUAUUGUUGAUUCUAAACCGAACAGGCCCGCACAGAUCGUCUAUGCAAACUAAUCUUUUAGUAUUUUUUCUCUUCACAAGUUUCCCAAACUUUCUAUUCAAUAUUGUUAGAGGAUCGUUUGGAUAUUGGAUUUCAUUUUUUGCUGUUUCAGCACACCUCUUCUCUCCAGAAGAUUUUCCAGUUUCGCGUUUUAUCCUUUUCGUCAUCACACCUGAUUGGAUCGCCAAGGGACUGCGAGGUAGCUCCGCAGGCUGCAUCUUUUGUCUCACAAUCGGAGUUUUUCUUGUGCUAACGAAGCUCCGGAUUAUGACAGCAGAUGAUGAAUUCCAAUUCAAUUAUAAUUGCUUUUGGUAUUUUCUUUGUAUAGUAGCUCUAAUCUUGUUUACAAUAACGCUAUUCUAGAAUAAUGAGUUCAAUUAGAAUGGACAUUGAUGUUUUGCUAAUGAAUGAAUCAUUUGAUUUUGCUUGUGCUGAAGGUGAUCAUAAUGCUGAGU